Diospyros lotus (date-plum) is the source of this 1116-nucleotide messenger RNA. RefSeq lists its product as uncharacterized. The coding region runs from base 1 to 1116 and encodes 371 amino acids. The record is from RefSeq and is a predicted model, not a curated record. The transcript has a single exon. Lineage: Eukaryota; Viridiplantae; Streptophyta; Magnoliopsida; Ericales; Ebenaceae.
AUGGAUAAGUCUUGGAUUACAAAGCCACGAAAUACACAUGAAUUUCAGGAAGGGGUGCAAGGAUUUUUGGAAUUUGCCUUUGCCCAUCGGUCUGUUGAAGGCAAAAUCAAAUGUCCUUGUCCUGAUUGUGUUUUUAGAAAUUGGGAGACCAGAGCAGUGGUGUAUGAUCAUUUGAUUUGUAGAGGGUUUCCAACCACAUACACUAUUUGGUUUUGGCACGGGGAGUCAACUACAGGGGAAACUUCUAAUAGCACACCUUCAAUACAAAAUCCCUUAUACAGUCAUGAUCCAAUACACAAUAUGAUCAACGAUGCUUUUGGGAUAUCUAGGGACCAUGUGAAUGUAGAAGCUUGCACAUCGCAUCAACCAGUACAUGAAGGUGAAGAAAGGAUGCCAGAAUUGAAUCAAGGACCUAAUGAGGAAACUAAGGCAUUUUACGAUCUAGUUAGGGAUGGAAAUCAAGAAUUGUAUGAAGGAUGUACAAAGUACUCGAAAUUAUCAUUCCUAGUAAAACUAUAUCACAUCAAGUGCUUGUGCGGAUUGAGUAACAAAGCAAUGUCUAUGAUUUUAGAAUUGUUAAAAGAUGCCUUCGAACAUGCAGAGAUUCCUGAUUCUUUUUAUGAGGCGAAGAAAUUAAUUACCAAGCUUGGUCUUAAUUACAGUCAAAUACAUGCAUGUCCAAAUGACUGUAUGUUGUAUUGUGGAGAAGAUGAAAGUAGGGAGACAUGCAAAGUAUGUAACACGUCAAGAUGGAAACAAAGUAGGAAAGGUAACCCGACGAACAUGUCUGGUGGGGGCAAGAAAAGAAAAAACAAACCUGUUAAAGUUUUACGAUACUUUCCACUUAAACCAUGUUUGCAAAGGUUAUUUAUGUCUUCUAAAACUGCUGAACAUAUGAGGUGGCAUUCUGUGGAUGGUAACAAAGAUGGCUUGAUGAGGCACCCGAGAGACUCUGAGGCGUGGAAGAGAUUCGAUGAAACACACCUUGAAUUCGCAUCAGAUCCACGGAAUGUUAGGCUUGGGUUAGCUAGUGAUGGCUUCAAUCCUUUCGGAACUUUGAGUACCAACUAUAGCAUUUGGCCUAUGAUUCUUAUACCGUACAACUUACCCCCUUAG